UCGUACUCGCAGUUUAUUUUGAAGGCAGGCAAUUGGAGCACAGCGCGGGGGUGAGGACGCCUGCCGUCAGCGUACCCGCUGCACUACACACCAUCAACCUGUCAUUUCAAGGUAUAUCGGGCUGUUAUUGAGCGCAGGAUCGAGGCGAAUAUCCCGCACGUUUGCCGCACUUCGCCAACUUGCUGAAACCAGCACGAUUUUUUAAUUCUCAAAGCGUGUCCGAGUCCGAGACGGGAAGACAUGGCCACGACUACAUGUACGCGCUUCACGGACGAGUAUCAGCUGUACGAGGAGCUGGGCAAGGGAGCAUUUUCAGUAGUGCGACGAUGUGUGAAGUUGAGCACGGGUCAAGAAUACGCUGCCAAAAUCAUCAACACCAAAAAACUGUCCGCGAGAGAUCAUCAGAAGCUGGAACGAGAAGCUCGAAUUUGUCGCCUGCUGAAACAUCCCAAUAUUGUUCGCCUGCAUGACAGUAUAUCAGAGGAGGGCUUCCACUACCUACUAUUCGAUUUGGUGACCGGAGGUGAGCUGUUCGAAGACAUUGUUGCCAGAGAAUACUACAGCGAGGCCGAUGCCAGUCACUGUAUCCAUCAGAUUCUAGACAGUGUCCAUCAUAUUCACCAACAUGAUAUAGUGCACAGGGACCUGAAGCCGGAAAAUCUUCUGCUGGCCAGUAAAUGCAAGAACGCUGCCGUGAAACUGGCCGACUUCGGCUUGGCCAUCGAGGUGCAGGGAGAUCAGCAGGCAUGGUUUGGAUUCGCAGGGACACCUGGUUACCUGUCCCCCGAGGUGCUGAGGAAGGAGGCAUAUGGCAAACCGGUGGACAUCUGGGCCUGCGGUGUCAUUCUGUACAUUCUGCUGGUUGGAUAUCCACCAUUCUGGGACGAGGAUCAGCACAAACUCUACCAGCAGAUCAAAGCUGGAGCUUACGAUUUUCCAUCUCCAGAAUGGGACACAGUUACUCCCGAAGCAAAAAACCUCAUCAAUCAAAUGCUCACCAUAAACCCCACCAAGAGAAUCACCGCACAGGAAGCUCUUAAGCACCCAUGGGUCUGCCAACGCUCUACUGUGGCCUCCAUGAUGCACAGACAAGAGACCGUGGAAUGCCUGAAGAAGUUUAACGCUAGGAGGAAACUCAAGGGGGCCAUCCUCACUACCAUGCUUGUGUCACGAAACUUCUCUGUGGGUAGCAGGCAGACCACAGCCCCCGCCUCGGUCACUGCGGCUGCGGCUGCAGUAGCUGCAGCUGCAGGCACCACAGCAGGGCUGGUGGAACAAGCAGCCAAGAGCUUGCUGAACAAAAAGGCAGACGUAAAGAAGCGGAAGUCGAGCUCAACCAUUCAGUACAUGCCCCAGACAAACAGCACCAAAAACAGCAUAGUCACCAGUCCCAAAGGAAACCUUCCCUCUCCUGCACUGGAGGCGCAGACCACUGUCAUCCAUAAUGCAGUGGAUGGGCUUAAGGAGUCAUCGGAUAGCAGUAAUGCCACAGUGGAGGACGAGGAAAUGAAAGGAAAAGUUGUAAAUAACAGUUCAGUUCAGUCAAACCCCAGCACCCAGCCUGACCCCGCCCAUACACCUCCAGGCCCCUCCCCUGCUGUGUUCACUGCCACUAAGUUCACAGAUCUACUGGGUGCGGUUCGCCGGGCCCCGGGGCCCACGUCUGAUAGUGAGGGGGGAAACACAACCACUCCAGCUGCUGUUUCUAUCCCCUCCAAUCCCCAGAUCCCCAACAUUCCCACACAGAUGUCACGUUUGACAGACCUAGUUGGCAGUGUGCGCAGAAGUUCAGCCCCUCAGACUGACAGUGAGCCACCGGCCCCUAGCAGACCCCUUACUGCCCCUUUAUCUGCUUCAUCCCACCCCUCCCCUUUCCCUUCCCAGCCCUCUUCAAGCCCCCUGCCAUCAGCACAUUCGCGCAAACAGGAGAUCAUCAAAAUUACCGAACAGCUUAUUGAGGCCAUUAACAAUGGUGACUUUGAAGCCUAUGCUAAAAUUUGUGACCCUGGGCUCACCUGUUUUGAGCCAGAGGCCUUGGGAAAUUUGGUGGAGGGGAUGGAUUUCCACAGAUUCUACUUUGAGAACUUGCUGUCUAAGAACAAUAAACCCAUCCACACCACCAUCCUCAAUCCUCACGUGCACCUGAUUGGAGAAGAGGCAGCCUGCAUCGCUUACAUCCGCCUCACGCAGUAUGUGGAUGGGCAAGGCCGGCCGCGUAGCAGCCAAUCAGAGGAGACGAGGGUGUGGCAUCGUCGGGACUCCAAAUGGCAGAAUGUCCAUUUCCACUGUUCGGGAGCUCCAGCUGCUCCUUUACAGUGAAGGUUGAGCUCAUUGUAGCCACAUCUAUCAAGAGUGCCCAACAAGAGAAACGAAAGUGCGAGAGAGGGGGAAGUUGAAGAGAGGGUUGGAGAAGUUGGAGCAAGCCCAAUGAUGGGUGGCUGUGCGUCUACACACAGACACAGGCCCAGCCCGGCACCUGUCAGUUACAUCACGUCACCCACCAAUCACAUCUGUGCAUUGUUCUGUGUCACUGCCCCGUCAACUUCACCCCUUGCUCUUAAGCGCCCUCCCUGUAUGUUUUCACUUCUCCCCCAUUGUGCAGAUGUGCCGUGUGGAGUCGGACAGUCAGUCUUUGAUUUUCAUUACGGAUGUUAAAGCCUCAGCAAAUCGUCUGUGAAAAGCUUUCCGUCGCACCUUCCCACCAGUGUGAAUAACAUCCUUUGAUACACUGAUUCGCCGUCCUUACUUACAGUGUGUAGAUUUUUGAUAUUAUUGCUAUUAUUAUUAUUAAUAUUGUUAUUACUGUUGUUAUUAUUAUUAAUACGAAAGCAAUUGUAUGUGUCACUUAUAACAUAUUCAUUUUCUGGAUGCCAACGAUUAACAACUUUUUUUUUUUUUGAGAGCAUGAAUUUUUCUGUAUAUCCACAGCGCCAUAGAUAUUGGCCGCCAUUUAUGUACAGGCUUUUCGAUGUGAUUCAUUAUUGAAAGCUCAAGCUCACAUACAACAAAUGUGUUUGUUCAUGUGUGUUCAAUUGUUUGUGGACAUACAUCGUCUAUGUGGGAAUGUUCGGAGCAGAGCCUGAUCUAGAACGUUUGGGGUCUUUUAGUAGUACGUCACUAAUUCUCAUAUCAUUAGAACGGAUUUGGAAUAGCAGAGGAGAUUCCUGCCAUUCCGCUCUUGGUGAAAUUUUUUUUGUUGUUGUUGGUGACACGGAUUGCAACGGUAGUGGUAGUAUUAGGAUACAAUUUGUUUAACAUUUUCCGUUAUUUCGUAACUUUAGCUGAGCCAGCGAAUAGUUGUGUCAGGAAAACUGCUGACCAUUUUUUAGAUUAAUGAAUUAAAGGUCACGUUCUUUCUGAUACCAAUUUUUAAACUUUAGUUAGUUUGUAAUGAUGCUAUAAUAGCAUAAAUAAUAAGUUACCUGUAAAAUAAUAAAGCUCAAAGUUUACUGCCAGGCAACUAUUUUAUUUAACAGAAUUCAAAGCCUACAGCAAACGGCCGGUUUGGACUACAGUCCUCUACUUCCUGCAUUAAUGACGUCAGUAGAACAGGUUUUUGACUAAACUCCGCCCACAGGAAUACGUCAGUCGCCAGCUAAGCUAACGGCAAGCUAAGCUGCUAUCGAAUCACAACACUAACAAACUACACAAUCAAAACUCGAUACGGAUUUCUGAAAGAGGGACUUCAUAGAACAAGGAAGACAUCAGCCCGUUUUGAGGACAGUGAAAACAGUGGUAUACAGAUUGUGAAGUAAAUUGUGUGGAAAAUACCGCGUUUUUUUACACGUGAACCAUGAAAACAUGUUAUCUUGCGCACUGUAAACACAAUCAAAGCUUCAAAAACACAGAAAGAAUGGGACCUUUAAAUCAGACAAAGGCUUGGUUGUUUCUUGGGAGUCCGAAGUUUGUGUAUGGAGAGAUGCGGACAUCCAAAAACAUAUCAGUAAGCAGCUAACGUUAGUAGAUUUCUGCGGUCUGAUUUGUAGUCACGGUGUAAGGUUAGGAUUAUUAGAGACCAUACAAACUAGUUUUAGGAAUUCGGUAAAGAUUGCACAUCUGGAUUUACUGAAGAUUUUGGAGGUUUUUAGCAGACAGAGUUAAAUACUCUGCUCUUAUGAAAUGGCAUUUAUAUUUCUGUCGUGACAUACGGUGUUAAAAAUUAUCAAUAUAACUCAUUCUAUUUUUGAGAGUUUAUAUAUAUUUUUGUUUGUUGUCGAUGUGAGAGUGAUUUUACAUGAAGAAAAUGUGUUACCCUGGACGAUUUUUAAAGUUUGGAUGAUGGGCAAAGUGCAAGGUGUUUAAAACGUCUUUAGUAGGACGAUGUUAAGGGGUUCCUUAUUCGAAAUGUGCAGCAAUAGUUUUAUAUUUCAGAAGACGGAAUAGCUUCACAAAAAUCUGUACGUCACACCUCAUGCAACUUUAUGUAGAUCUGCUUUUGAAGAGAUGGAGGGUAACCAUGGAGAACAUCAUUCUGAUGUCACGUGACUUUUGUAUUGACCUUGUCUGGAAUGACCCAGGAGAAGCGCAAACCGGUUGUGUCCUCAGGUCGUAUUUAUUUAUUUGAUUACAGCUUCUUAAUUUUGUUUGCACACUCGUUUUCGUACACUAACUAGUUUAAGCCACGUCAUAUUGGCGAUGACUACUGAUUUUUUUUUGUAUUACUAUUAUUUGAAAGAAACUGUCUAAAAAGCGAAUAUAAAUCUUAAACCGAGUGACCCCUUGAGGAGGCACGUGGACAUCCUCGUCUGCUCCAGCGCUCUGCUUUUGACAGUCGUCUUGUUCUCGUCUUAUGUUUUGUCCGACACUAAAAGUGAUGCGAGAUUUCACCCGUUUGUAAAGUUUCACACCCGUCCGCUCACUUAAAAUUAGACGAAACAAACAAAAAAAACAGCAUGUAAAAAGUGUAGUUCUCUGUGUUUAGCAAUGAAAAUAACCAUGUUGUGAUGAGUGCACAUCACUAUUAAAACAGGACACACAGUAUUGAAACUGCAGUCUUUGCAUGACAGUCACUUGAACACUAGGUUUGGUGUUAUUUCUCUUUUUGAUUUCUUUUCUAUUGAAUGCUGGUUUUCCUAAACCUUUCUCUUAUCUAUUUUACCAGCUUUGUUAAGUGCAUAUAAUAUUUUUGUCCCGAGAUGAUGCUGGCAAUGGCAGUGUACAUGACGAAGAUUAUAGCUAUGAAAAUGUGGAUGAUAUACUAAUAUGGAAAUGAUAUUUCUACGGCAUGCUUUUUUAUCAAGCUCAUUGUUGUCAAUGCAGGGUGAUUGAUAUUUAUAUUAACUACAGUAUAAGAAUAUUCAUUAGUAUGAGACUGCUUGACUUCAGAGAAGCACUUGCAAUAUUAGACAAAUAUGCAUGGGAUAGCUGAUUUUACAUACCACCAUACUGUCGAUGUUGAUUAUGCUCUGCGAAUGCCUACAACACCUGGAUGGCCAAUAAAAUUGUGGGGUUUUUCAGAUGUUCGUUUUUGAGCAAAGGACUGUUUUCCUUCACUUAUAUCAUUGCUGUAAUGGAAACAGUACUGGAUAGUUUCUCUGAAGUUGAGUUUUCUCACAGUAGCCCUCUUGAUAGUUUUGUUUUUUCUGUAUAAGAUUAUAUUCUCUUUAAUUUCUGAUGAUUCUUACUCUUGUUAUUGCUCUCUUCUCAAACAUGCUCUGUGUAUUCCCUGACUUAAGCAAAUGUGUUCAGAAGUUAUAAAUAAAUGAGAUGAUUUAAAUACCGAAGAA
This is a messenger RNA of Misgurnus anguillicaudatus (oriental weatherfish), 5726 nucleotides long. It is a transcript of the gene camk2b1, whose product is annotated as calcium/calmodulin-dependent protein kinase (CaM kinase) II beta 1. Lineage: Eukaryota; Metazoa; Chordata; Actinopteri; Cypriniformes; Cobitidae. The record is from RefSeq and is a predicted model, not a curated record. Gene Ontology annotation, molecular function: calmodulin binding; ATP binding; calcium/calmodulin-dependent protein kinase activity. Gene Ontology annotation, biological process: protein phosphorylation.